AUGGUCAAAUUCCUCCCCCUUGCCUCGAUCACCACUGGCGUAGUCGCUGCCUCUAGCAAUGGCUUACCAAUCACUCCGAUUCUUGAUUGCGGUCAAACCUGUCAACGACCACCAGUUGGGAGCCUUGAGUACCUGACAGCUGUUUAUUCCAUCCAGCAUCUGCUCGCUCGAUAUCCGGUAGCCAUCGAUGGGAGGGACUGGAGUCAACUUGACAGUAUCUUCGCAGCCAACGCCACCGCCAGUUUUCCGCCUCCCUUGGGCGACCUCGUUGGCUCAGACAGCAUCACAGCAGCCAUCUCUCAAGGACUGGGCAUGUUUGCCAGCACUCACCAUGGCUACGGCACUCAGCUUAUUGAAGUGUGCUCAGAAAAUACCGCUGUUGCACUGACGUAUUUGACUGCAUCUCAUUUCAUGGCGGGAACGACAAAUCUUUCGGAUACCUUUGGUUUAGACAAGGUCUUGUAUAGUUACGGACGAUAUGUCGACAAAAUGGAGCGAGGAGUAGACGGAACGUGGAAGAUCGCCCGGAGAACCCUAGUAAUGAUGGGACCCAGCAUCUCGGAGAUAUCCGUCCAGUAG
Molecule: messenger RNA, 579 nt
Organism: Colletotrichum aenigma
Lineage: Eukaryota; Fungi; Ascomycota; Sordariomycetes; Glomerellales; Glomerellaceae
Exons: 2
Coding region: 1-579 (192 amino acids)
Source: RefSeq, a predicted model, not a curated record